CCUGGGACAUCUUUUGUAUUUAUUACAAGGCGGCAGGUUGGGGUUCGUGAUGUGUGGUGGGUGUGUGCAGGAGGAGUACCCGGACCGGGGCAACACUUGUUUGGAGACGGGAUCAUUUUUGCUCAACUACGUGAGCUGCGCUAAGUGCAAUAUGAGAGACUUUGUGCUCAUCGCCAAUAAAACAACUGAUGAGGAGGAUGGAGAAGAGAUUAUCACAUUCGAUCAUGUGUGUAAAAAUUGUCACCAUGUGAUUGCAAAGCACGAGUAUACCUUCAGUGUGGUGGACGAAUACCAGGAGUACACCAUGUUGUGUAUGCUGUGUGGGAGAGCAGAGGACUCCGUCAGCAUUCUGCCUGAUGACCCACGGCAGAUGGCUCCACUCUUCUAGCUAUAUUAUAACCUCUGAGUCUUUUUAUAUUUGUUUGCCUUAUGUAUAUUCUAUCAGCAUAAAAUGUGUUGUG
Molecule: messenger RNA, 461 nt
Organism: Nanorana parkeri
Lineage: Eukaryota; Metazoa; Chordata; Amphibia; Anura; Dicroglossidae
Gene: CHURC1
Product: churchill domain containing 1
Exons: 4
Coding region: 50-388 (112 amino acids)
Biological process (GO): fibroblast growth factor receptor signaling pathway; positive regulation of DNA-templated transcription; multicellular organism development
Molecular function (GO): zinc ion binding
Source: RefSeq, a predicted model, not a curated record